AUGGCUGUCUUUGAUCCUCUUCCCGUUGCAGCCAAUAAGAACCUAUCGGAUUUUGCCCCGGCAUUAAGCGGAGCCGUGGUAACUGAUGAGGACACCCUAGAACUUGCAAACGGCACGUUCUUCCUCGGCAACCGUGACUGGGGAUCCAAGCUGUUCAUCCGUCCUUGUUACAAGGAAAUGGCAGACCUCAUCUUGAGCGGUGAAGUUCGAGAUGUCGUGGUCAUAGGCACUCCCGGAAUCGUCAAACCGAUGUUCGGAUACUAUUAA
Molecule: messenger RNA, 267 nt
Organism: Ectocarpus sp. CCAP 1310/34
Lineage: Eukaryota; Phaeophyceae; Ectocarpales; Ectocarpaceae
Source: the annotation of a GenBank genome assembly